Molecule: messenger RNA, 2178 nt
Organism: Exophiala xenobiotica
Lineage: Eukaryota; Fungi; Ascomycota; Eurotiomycetes; Chaetothyriales; Herpotrichiellaceae
Exons: 5
Coding region: 279-1895 (538 amino acids)
Biological process (GO): amino acid transmembrane transport
Cellular component (GO): membrane
Molecular function (GO): amino acid transmembrane transporter activity
Source: RefSeq, a predicted model, not a curated record
CGGGAGUUGAUCCAGGACAUUGCCUCCAGAUAGGAGGAGGAUACUCUAGACCAACCCAUGGGCUAACUAGGCCAAGGUCGACAUCCGAUAGCUGUUCACAUAUGCAGACGCUUAUCUGCGGACUUGCUAAGGUAGGGGACGAGUACUAAAUCCUCAGUGGUCCCGCAUCGAGUGCCUUUCCCAUUGUCCCCUCUUCUCAUAUCGCAAGCCAGCGCAUCGCGUUGAGGCACGAUUGCAAGUUGCCUCGAGAAGAAAGGAGUCACAUAAUUUGGUCCAUCAUGGCGCCCAAUCCGGAUAUUGGUCAUGUCUCCAGUGUCGAGGAGGACAGCAUAGUCGAAGACAAGGAGCAGCUCAAGAUUGCGGCCGAUGGCACUGUCGUCGACCAUGGUCUGCACCGAGCGUUGAAACAGCGCCAUCUACAGAUGAUCGCUCUCGGUGGGGUGAUCGGGGCCAGCAUCUGGUAUGGUACCGGGCUAGCCAUUACAGAGUCAGGUCCGGUUGGUGCAUUUAUCUGCUUCAUUAUUAUCGGCAUCGACGUUUUCUUCGUCAUGCAAAGUCUCGGGGAGCUGUCAACAAUGUAUCCGACCACGGGUGCCUUCACCGAACUCGCUGGGCGUUUCAUUGACCCUGCCGUCGCCGUGGGGCUGGGGUGGAAUUACUGGUACUUAUGGGCUUCGAACAUCGCCGCCGAGUACAACCUCAUCAGCAUAGUGAUGAGUUACUGGACGGACAAAGUCCCCUCCUAUGGCUGGAUCUUGAUCGCCUGGGCCUUCUACCAAUGCAUAUCCUUCUUCGGCGUCAUCGUAUACGGCGAAAUGGAGUUCUGGCUGGCCCUCUGGAAAAUAAUAUGCGUGCUGGUCACCUUCCUCCUCACCAUUCUCUGCAACACAGGCGCAAUCGGUGGAGACUACAUAGGUUUCCGGUAUUGGAAGGAGCCUGGGCCUAUCGUGAACGGCAUCAAUGGGUUUGGGCAAUCCUUCGUCCUUGCUGCCGUUUACUACUGUGGCACUGAACUGGUUGCCAUCACGGCUGGAGAAAGCCGUCGGCCCAACAAGGAUGUGCCAAAGGCCAUCAAAGCAACCCUGUUCAGAGUCGUGUUCAUAUACUGGGGUCUGAUCUUUUUCGCCGGGAUCAGCGUGGCUUCGGACGAUCCAGCCAUCCUGACUGCCACAAGCCGUACUGGUAUGUCGCCGUUUAGCAUUGCGCUUCAGCAUGCGGGCUGGUCGCACGGGCCGGACCUAAUCAAUGCCUUCAUCUUCACAGCCACAUUCUCCGCAGUCAACUCGUCCAUCUACAUUGCCUCACGCACAUUGUACUCUCUUGCAGACUCCGGUCUUGCACCGAGAUUCCUGGCCAAGACUGGGUACAGGGGAGUCCCAAUCUACGCAGCCAUUGUGUCCAACGCCGUAGGCCUAUUGGCCCUGAUCAACGUGGCCAGUGGGGCAGGGAAGGUCUUCAAUUACAUGAUCGAGCUCUCUGGUGCCGCGACGUUCAUCGCGUGGGCCUGCAUUGGCAUCACACACAUCCGAUUCCGCCGCGCCUGGAAACUUCAGGGCCACACGGUUGACGAGCUACCAUUCCACGCGUUUUUGUAUCCGUGGGGUGCAUAUUUCAUCAGCGCACUGAACGUUUUCUUGCUCUUCAUCCAAGGGUACGGGACACUGCUUACUCCCUUCAAGCCCGUCGACUUUGUCUUCUCGUACAUUGUCAUUGCCCUCUUCAUCAUCCUCCUGGCAUUCUGGAAAGUCUACAAGAGGACAAAAGUGGUCAACCUGGCCGAAGUUGAUUUGCAGUACGGCCGCAGGACUUACUUGGCCGGCGCGGAUGAGUCUGAGGAGAAACCAUCGAUCCUCACCCGGGCAGCAAGGUCAAUUGGGAGACGCUUUCACGCUUGAAAUCGCGCUGAGCCAUGGCUGUGUGUUCGACGGCAUACAGAGAUCUAGGCUGAAUGGAGUAGAAUUGAUUGGUCGCAAGGAUGUCGGUCAGCCUUGGUUAACGUGUCCUAUGCCGUUGAAGAGAUGAUAAGACCAAGAACAAGAUCAGAGGAAGAGCGGCCUGUAGAUGAUUUAUCUCUCGAGCCUGUACACUUUCGACAUUCGACAUGCGACAUGUCUGCCUGGAUAGUCGCGAGCUCCUGUUCAAUACGAGUCUUGCAGUUGCAGAUAAAAUAACCUCCUC